AUGGAGCCGAUCACCGUCCCCUUUACGCCGGUGGCGGAGGAGAGUCUAUGGGAAGCUUCGUCGCGGCGUCUCGCGGCGGCAAGUGCUGCCCGCAGAGCGCUCUUGGAGGAGAAGCGCGCGCGUGCCGGAAGCAUCCUCGAGCGCGCCAAAAGCAUUGCAGCCGACGUGGCUGCGCUCCAAGGCCAGUAUGCGACGCUGGCAACGCACGACUUGCAGCAGCGACUGGCGCGCGCCGAGGUGCGCCGGCUCAUCGUGCUCGACAAGCGCCGGCUCCUCGCGGGCCGCCACGGCAACUACGUGCGGUCCGUCUACUUGACGACCAAGUAUCUCGCGCGGGAGGCAGGCGACCGGCGCGCUCUGGCGAAGGACGCGGCGACUGCCCGCCGCCAAAUGCACUUGGACGCGAUCGCAGGACGCACGCGGUACCUCUUGGCGGCACAACCUCAGCGGUCGACGUGCGCGCAUCGGCUCAUGGACGCGCAGUGGCUUCACACGGCACUGGCCUCGGCGUCAGCACAGGAAGCUGCAGCGAGCGUGCGGGCCGCGCUCAUCGGCGCGCGCGUCGACGCGUUGCAAGCCGCGGCCGCGCGCCGCGAGCACGUGGCCCGCCAGCGGUAUCGUGAGACUGAUUUGCGAUGCCGCGUGGUGGCCACGACGCUCGAUGUGCGGCUCCGGGCCGCGUCCGCCCGCCGAUCGGCCUUUCUCGCCGCGCGGACAAGUCGCAUCACCGAGCGCCGCGAGCUUCUGCGCGCUCGCAAGUGGACUGCAGCGCACAACGCACGGCGGUUCGUCGCGUGGGCGCUCAAGGACAAGCUGGCGCAAGCGACCAAGCGCCGCGAGGCCGUGCUCGAGCGCCGCCGCGCCGCCUGUGCCGCACGCAACUGGUAUGCCCGCGUCGUAAGCCACCGCCACGCCGAAGUCGUGGCCGAACGCAUCGCGUGCCUGACAGCGCGCAGCAGCGACAAGCACGCAGCCGCCGCGCAUCGGCGACGGGACCAGCAGCGCAAUAUCUUUUGUCAACUGGUCGGCCUUCGCCACGAACGCGUCGCACACGUGCUCGCCACGCAGACGCAGCACCUCGCGCGCACCGCCGGGCGCAAGAUGACGCUCGCCGCGCUCCGGGUCGCCGAGUUGCAGCACGCGCAAGCCCAAGCGACGCAUGCCCGCUGGCUCCAUACGCAGCGCGUGCGCGAGCGACGAGACCACUUGGCGUUGUUUCGCGCGCAGUGUCUUCGGUCGCGCACGUUCGCUCGGCAUCGGUCGGCCGAGAUUCGCCGGGCGCUGCAACUCGCGGCGAUCUGCGCCGGCGUCGACGAAGCGGCCGCCAAGCGCGACGCCGCGCGCCUCCGCGUGCAGUUUGCCACCGAGUCGCUUCGGGCGCAUCUCGAGUUUCGACUGCUGCGCGCCGACGAGAAGCGGCAUCUGUACUCUGCCAACAAGACUGCGGCCGCCGUCUUCUUUGCCGCGCAAGGCGAGAUUGUGCGCCGGCGGCUCGCGAGCCGUGACGAAGCCCGUCGGCUCACGUAUGCGUACGAGAUGGAGAGCGCGGGGUUGCGCCAAUCGAUCGCUCGGACGCAGCGCGCGCGGUCGCACCUCCUCGCACGCGCACUCGUCGCCGGGCGGCAGAAAUACCUCGCCGAAGCGCGGGCCGAGCGUGGGCUGCUCGCGGCCCUGCGCCAUGCAAACGCGGCCGACCGUCGAGACGAGGUGCGCGAGGCCAAGCAAGAGACCGCGCGGCGCACGACCCAGCGCGUGUCGCUCGCGCGCCUCGAGCGGCAGUCGACGGACAUUGUCGACGUGGCCGUCAAGACGGCGAUGGCGGCGACGAUCGCGCUCCACGCCGAACGCCGCCGCGUGGCGCUGCUGCAAGCACGGACAGACGGCGCGCGGGCGCAGAGUCACCGGGCCCGCGACGUGGCGCGGGUCCAAAAGGUCGCGCGCCGCAUCGAAGCGCUCACGCUCCGCGAGCAGAGCCAGCAGCGCGUCGACGAGAGCGCGAAGCGGCGAGAGAUGCUCCUGGCGCAGCGCAAGCUCGGUCUGAGCGCGAGUCUCCAGCCAGGCCUUCUCGUCGUUGGCACUGCGAUUCCGCUGCCCAACUCGGCAUGAGCGUGCCCUGCCGUGCGAUAUAUACUUGGU
Saprolegnia parasitica CBS 223.65 is the source of this 2136-nucleotide messenger RNA. RefSeq lists its product as hypothetical. Bases 1 to 2106 code for a protein of 701 amino acids. The transcript has 4 exons. NCBI's taxonomy places the organism in Eukaryota, Oomycota, Saprolegniomycetes, Saprolegniales, Saprolegniaceae. The record is from RefSeq and is a predicted model, not a curated record.